Messenger RNA from Megalobrama amblycephala (Wuchang bream), 2014 nucleotides. RefSeq names its product novel immune-type receptor 12 (gene nitr12). Gene Ontology annotation, biological process: response to bacterium. Lineage: Eukaryota; Metazoa; Chordata; Actinopteri; Cypriniformes; Xenocyprididae. The coding region runs from base 774 to 1820 and encodes 348 amino acids. The record is from RefSeq and is a predicted model, not a curated record. The transcript has 6 exons.
AAUCAACAAAUGCUGUUUUUAAUCUCUAAAAUUCAUGACUUAACACACAGUAAACUACUACAUGACCAUAGUUUGCAAGAAUCAAGGUAUUGUUUAUAAUUAUAAUAUAAUAAGGUGUGCUGCAACAGUUUGACAAAAGGGAUGUGAUGCAGGCCUGUGUUUUUCUAUUGACUGCACAUAGGGGGCGGUAGUAGUUGAUGUUUUACAAGAUAAUAUUGUUGGUUGUUAUGGUAGUAGACAUGUUUUGGGGUUAAAUAAUCUAUUAGGCUUAAACAACAUGGAAAGUGUGUCCAACACAGGUUAAAUUGUCAGGAAUAGUUCAUGACAAGCUAUAAGACCAAAGACAAAAUUCAAACGUUUCCUAUAAAUACAUUGUAUUUCUAUACUACAAACUAUAUACAGUAAACAUUUGUGAGUAUGAUGUUACUGAAACAAUGACUGGUUAUAUAUGGUUGCUCAAAUAACACUGGCCCUGUUUUUUGGAUCUGAGCUUGGUGUAACAAAGAAAUAAAGAAAAUAAAAGGACAAAAACUACUGAAAAUAAGAGUUCACGAGAAUACCAGUCGAUCAUUACAUCAGAGCCAGAUUCAAGAAACUCCGAUCGUGAGCAAAAGAUAAGCCACACCACAUGCUAAACGUCUUGGGUCAGACAGCCUGAAUGGAAAAAUGACAACAGCCAAUCAGACCCAGAGAUCAUCUAAAUCAGAAAGUCAAGGCUUGACUCCUCUAAACCAGGCGUUUCACACCCACACAUCUUACAAACGCUCCAUAAGAUGUUGUCAAAUGCACAGAGGACCUCAACUAUGCUUAAACUUCUGAUAUUUUUUCUUCUCUUUAGGACAGGCCUCACCACAUCUGCUGCUGUAGUUCAAACGAAAGUCCUGGAGACCUUCAAUGCUGGUGAAACUAUAACUUUAGAGUGCUUUAUAUCUGAAGAGCACGAGAACUACUACUCCUGGUUCAAGCAAUCUCUGGGAGAAGCUCCAACAUGUAUUCUCACUCUCUAUGCUGGAGCUUCAACACCAACAUUUCAUGGAGACUUCAAAAAUGAUGAAAGAUUGACAGCUGUAAAGAAAAAUAAUUAUUUUGCUUUAAUUAUAAAAGAAUUAAAGCCAUCGGAUACUGGAAUCUAUUACUGCGGUACCCGUGACUAUGAUCUUAUAACUUUUAGUAAUGGGCUGUUUUUAAACUAUAAAGGGGUAAAUACGAGACAUCAUCAUAUUGAGCAGUUUUUGUCUGCGGUGGACUCGAAUACUCGAAUAAAUGAGCACGAGUUUAACCCAGGUGACUCUGUGAAUCUUCACUGCACUGUUCUCACUGAGAGAUGUGUAGGAAAUCACAGCGUUUACUGGUUUAGACAUGAAACUGGAGAUACACAUCCAGGAAUCAUUUACAAGCAUGGAAACAGCAAUGAUCAAUGCAAGAAGAGCUCUGAGAGAGAUUCCCAUUCACAGUCUUGUGUCUACAAUCUCCCCAAGAGGAACCUCAGUUUAACUGACGCCGGGACUUACUACUGCGCUGUGGCCAUGUGUGGAGAGAUACUGUUUGGGAAUGGAAGUAGGCUUGAAAUUGGAGAACCAAUUUCUGAGUUCGCCUGGACUGACUUAAAGGUCCCAGUUUUGGUAGCAACAAAUAUAUUGUGCUUGGUGAUCAUCGCUAUCCUUCUGUGUAAGAGAGCACAAAAACGACAAGAAACAUUUUCUGAAACCCAGCCAUUACAAACACUUUCUUCGUCUCCUGCUAAUGAGGGUGCACCAGAGGAGAUAAAGCUAUGCAGCGGUACAUUUCCCUGGAAGAAACUCAAACAGACACGAGACUGAAAGAAGAAGCUCAUAUGCACAUGUAUUGUACUCAACUGCUAGAGGUUACAGUACCAAAUAAUAAUUCUGUGAUAUAAUUCUGUAAUGUAACAUUUAAAUUAAAGUAAUAUUGCCCUGUGUGUUUAUUAGUUGUAUCUGAAUGUAGUUCUAAUAAAACAAAUGCCACCGUCUUACAAAAAUUUUUGUCUUUUUAU